AUGAAAUUCUCAUGCGCAGCCAGCCUCCUGCUGGGAGCUGUCUCCGUUGGCGCUCACAAAUCCGACAAGUACUCCUACGAGUCGACCGAGGCCGACCGCCCUGGCAUCAAUGGCGUAGUCACUGGUGCAAUUCAAUGGCAGUCACCCCCCGUCAACUCAACUCUGUUGAAUGUCAAGGAAUUCCGUACUACUUGUACUGGUUGGACGGCGGGUCACGACUGUGAACGCGUCAUUGACGGCAGAAGCGACACAUACUGGGAGAGUGACAACCUUACUCGUGGGCCACCGUGGAUUUCAAUUGAUCUGAAAACAGUCCACAAUGUCAGUGGUCUGACGAUGCUACCUCGAUUUGAGGACAAUGUCACUGGGGGUCUGAUUGAAUCCCACCGUGUCUACCUGACCGAGGAUGAGCAAGACUGGGGUGAGCCGGUGGCCUACGGAAAAUGGGCCAACAAUAAAGCCAUGAAGCUGGCUUCUUUCAACCCCGUCCCUGCACGCUAUGUCAAGCUCGUUGCCGAUGCGCCUGACUGGCAUGAGCCUAUUUCGAUCGUCAACCUUGGUAUCUAUGCUGCCGAUUAUACUCUCCCCACCCUGCCCGGCAAGGGUGCCUGGGGACCAACCCUCGAUUUGCCCGUCAUCCCCGCCAGUUCGGCCCAGGAACAGAACGGUCAGAUCAUUCUCUGGUCUGCUUGGGCCGAUGACCAGUUCUUUGCUUCCCCCGGUGGCAAGACACUCACCACCACAUGGAAUCCCAAGACCCAGGAAAUCUCGCAAAGUGUGGUUGCUGAAACUCACCAUGACAUGUUCUGUCCUGGCAUGGCCAUGGAUUUUAAUGGAAGUAUCGUCGUCAGCGGCGGUGGUGACGCUGCUAGAACCAGUAUUUUCAACGGAAAGACCUGGGAGUCUGGCCCUGAUAUGCGCCAGCCUCGAGGAUACCAUGCAACAACGACUCUGUCCGAUGGUCGAAUCUUCGCGAUCGGUGGCUCUUGGAGUGGUGGCAACAAGGUCGAGAAGAAUGGCGAAGUGUACAACCCCAUCAAGAAGAAGUGGUACACCCGCUCCGGCGCAAAGGUCGACGCCAUGUUGACGAAUGACCGAUUGGGUCGCUGGCGUGCCGAUAACCACGCCUGGCUAUUUGGAUGGAAGGAUGGCAGUGCCUUCCAGGCGGGUCCCAGUGUGAAGAUGAACUGGUUUACUGUUGAGGGCAGCGGCAGCACCACCUCCGCAGGAAGGCGAAUGGAUGAUGGAGACUCUAUGUCGGGCAACGCUGUCAUGUAUGACGCUGUUCACGGCAAGAUUCUCACUGUCGGAGGCCAGCCGUCUUACGAUGGCUCUUACGGGUCCAAGAACGCCCAUAUCAUUACACUGGGCGCUCCACUUCAAGAGCCUCUUGUCGAGGUCGCCGGAAAAGGUUCUGGUGGCGGCAUGAACUUCCCCCGUGUCUACCAUACCUCUGUCGUUCUGCCUGAUGGCAAGGUUUUUAUUGCUGGUGGCCAGGUCUGGGGAUCGCCCUUCAACGAGGAGACGGUCCAGUUCUAUCCCGAAAUUUACAACCCCGAGGCUGAUACCUUCGACGUCAUGAACGGUCAGAAUAUUGUCCGUGUUUACCACAGCAUCUCCAUGUUGCUCCCUGAUGCGACUGUCCUGAACGGUGGUGGUGGUCUCUGCGGAAACUGCUCCUCGAACCACUACGAUGCCCAGAUCUUCACUCCUCCCUACCUGCUGACUCCUUCUGGAGAACGGCGCGAACGCCCCACGAUCCUGCGUGCUGAUAGCCGAGUCAUCGUGGGCGGGGUCUUGGAAUUCGCGACCGACAAGCACAUUGCUUCUGCAUCGCUCGUUCGCCAGGGAACCACUACCCACACUACCAACACGGACCAGCGCCGUAUCCCAAUCGAGGUGAACGGCCAUGAAGGCCAUUCCUUCAGUUCCAACCUCCCAGAUGACGGUGGUGUCCUGCUUCCUGGCUGGUACAUGCUUUUCGCUAUGGAUUCCGAGGGCACGCCUAGUGAGGCGACCCUGGUCAAGGUGGAACUCCCUCAGUACGCAACCCUCCAGCUCGAGGAAAUGCUGGAGAACGAUAGUGACGGCGAGGACAUUCAAGACCACAGUGAUCAUGAAGGAUGCGAUGAAGAGAAGAUGGCAGGCAUGUUGUCUGCUAUUCUCUCCUCGCCUGGCCGAGCCUGGAAAUCGUGGAGGCCUUCACUCAUCCUGCAGGGCUACUAA
Messenger RNA from Aspergillus puulaauensis, 2226 nucleotides. RefSeq lists its product as uncharacterized. The transcript has a single exon. The coding region runs from base 1 to 2226 and encodes 741 amino acids. The record is from RefSeq and is a predicted model, not a curated record. Gene Ontology annotation, molecular function: protein binding. Lineage: Eukaryota; Fungi; Ascomycota; Eurotiomycetes; Eurotiales; Aspergillaceae.